Molecule: messenger RNA, 807 nt
Organism: Phasianus colchicus (ring-necked pheasant)
Lineage: Eukaryota; Metazoa; Chordata; Aves; Galliformes; Phasianidae
Gene: SHLD1
Product: shieldin complex subunit 1
Biological process (GO): regulation of double-strand break repair via nonhomologous end joining
Source: RefSeq, a predicted model, not a curated record
UGAAGGAAGAAGAGGAUCCUGAAGCAGCGACAAGCUCUUUGCAUCUGGCACCUGUCCCAGAGGACUGCUCCCAUAUCAGUGCUGUUCCUAGUGGGACCAUGGAAGGAGAAGAGACAUCACCAAGUCAUCACUCAGAGGAGAGCAGCAUAUUGGACCUCCCCUCUAUCUGUGACCUAGCAGAGGGCUUUCUGUCUCCACACAGCACUGAGAGCAGUGAGGAACUUCUUAAUUUUGUGGAUACUUUUCCCUCCCCACUCACAGGAGAGAGCAAUCUACCCUCUACAGUUUCUGCAGACUUUUCUGCUGGAGGCUCUGAGAAAGCAAAUGUGAGAUGUUAUCCAGAAGCCAGGAUGUGUGAGCACACUGAACCUGCUGAUGCUGCUCUCUCAAGUAUGUAUGAACACAGUAAUAUGGAAGAUGCAAGCAUCAGGAAAUCUCUUGAUAGCUUUUACAAAACAUAUUGCAAGAAACAGCCAGGCAGCACGGAUCCCACCUAUGAGGCUGCAUCUCAAUGUCUUUUGAAGAAGAUUUCAGAGCUAGCAGACCGGGAUGGUACCAAAUAUGCAUUGCGUUGCCUGCAGAUGGCCCAGCUGGUCUUGAACAGAGACGGAUGUAAGAUCUUUCCAAACCACCCCACUACUGCAUGUUUUUCCAAGCCAGCUGAGGGACAAGUCAUGCUAGAGGACAGAAAGAGAACACCUGGACUAUCAGAUGACAUCCUGCAAUUCCUCUUCAAACAAACACAGAUAGAAUGUAGCCCUGAUGUACUGCAUGAGAAGUGAUCAAAAUGCUGGAUUGUUUGUGUCA